CACCGCAGGCCUCAGGGGCGGAGCCGGAAGUGGGGCAUUGAGAUCUCCAUCUCCACCUCCGCGCCCGUGAGCCGGCUGUUCCCCCGCUUCUGUUCCUAGUCCCCCAAUUCUGAUCCCCGGAGGCCGGAGCCCUUAGCCUGGGCGGGGUGGCGCGGACCGGAAGGACGCCAUCCCGGCCUCGGCCAUGGAGGCUCCCGCGCCGUUCCUCACGGAGGAGGACUUGACUGAAGUGAAGAAGGACGCUUUAGAGAAUUUACGUGUUUACCUGUGUGAGAAAAUCAUAGCUGAAAGACAUUUUGAUCAUCUACGUGCAAAAAAAAUACUAAGUAGAGAAGACACGGAAGAAAUUUCUUGCCGAACUUCAAGUAGAAAACGGGCUGGGAAGUUGUUAGACUACUUACAGGAAAACCCCAAGGGCCUGGACACCCUUGUGGAGUCCAUCCGCAGGGAGAAAACGCAGAACUUCCUCAUUCAGAAGAUAACGGACGAGGUGCUGAAGCUUCGGAAUAUAAAACUGGAGCACCUCAAAGUUGCAGGUUCUGUUGUAGGCCUCCAGUGCAGCAGCUGCGAGCCCUUCGCAGCGGGAGCCACCACCAACCUCUCCAGGUCCAAUUCAGACGAGAGCACUCUCUCCGAGAAGCAGCGGGCAUCCAGCGUCAUGUACCACCCGGAAGGAGAGUCCAGCACGGCGCCCUUCUUCUCCACUGAGUCUUCCCUGAAUUUGCCAGUCCUGGAGGUCGGCAGAACUGAAAACAGCAGCUUCUCUUCAGCCACUCUUCCUCGGCCCGGGGACCCUGGGGCCCCCCCUUUGCCCCCAGACCUUCGGUUGGAAGACGGGGGAAGCUGUGGAAACUCGAGUGAGAUGUUUCUCCCCUUACGGUCACGGGCUCUGUCACGCCAGUGACACACCACAGCCCAGGUGUUUUAAUAGGGAUGCAAAGUGGAAUGAAGGAUGUCGUCUGUGUAUAGAAACCGUGGUGACAGGUCACUCACUUUUGAAUCACAGUGUACACAUUCUCUGUAAAUAGGAUUGUUAGUAAAGAAGCACACUCAGGCGGCGCGGUAUUAAUCAUGGUGGUUGAGUACUUUCCCAUAAUGUCCUUUCUUUUUUAUUAUUUUUAGGUAUUUUAGUAUUUUGAACUUUUGAUAAGACUAAUUUUAUCGGAAUAUUUCUCAAUUUGAGAAAAUAACUUGCGGAUUGAGAAUAAUGUUUCUUAGCACAUUUAUGCUACACAUUUUCAGUCCGAUUGUUUUUCCCAGUGAUCUGGCAGUACAUUUUAGCAGUAAACGGUUCUGACUUCCAGGAAAGCUGCCGACACACUCAGGAGAAUGUCCCGCUCCCUGGUUCUGAGAAGCCCUCGGGUUCUGAGGAAACACCUGAUGGCAUCGAGCCUUGUCACCUCCAUUGGCCAAAACUUGUUUUAUACUAAAAUCUUACCUUGCCAGUGUGAGUGUCUUCCCUUUACAGGCCUUGUGUCCCAGUCUGACCCUAAAGAAUGUCUUCCGGGCGGGGCCUCACUGUGGUCGGUUAACAUGCUUGCUCUGAGCCUCCGCGCUCUCUCUCGCUGAGCACUGCCUUGGAGUUUGGGUAAAGUCAGCAGAGUGUGCGUCAGGAUUUGCAUCACGCGGCCACCAGCUCCAUCUGUGUUUUUACUGUAUUACAAAGUUUGACUAACAUUGAUUACAUUUUUAAAAAGUGCUGAUUCUUUUCAUUUAAAUUAUAAUUUUACCUAUUUCCUGACAUCUAACUCCUAUAUAUUUCUAUUAUUUAAAAAUUAAGAAAUGAAAAAUUGCUAUUAACAAUAAAAGUUUUUUUAAUGUA
Messenger RNA from Apodemus sylvaticus (European woodmouse), 1822 nucleotides. It is a transcript of the gene Bcl10, whose product is annotated as BCL10 immune signaling adaptor. Bases 185 to 904 code for a protein of 239 amino acids. Gene Ontology annotation, molecular function: NF-kappaB binding; kinase activator activity; protein kinase B binding. Gene Ontology annotation, biological process: apoptotic process; positive regulation of extrinsic apoptotic signaling pathway; adaptive immune response. Gene Ontology annotation, cellular component: CBM complex; cytosol. The transcript is spliced from 3 exons. NCBI's taxonomy places the organism in Eukaryota, Metazoa, Chordata, Mammalia, Rodentia, Muridae. The record is from RefSeq and is a predicted model, not a curated record.